AUGUGUGACCGGAAGAGCUCCAGGAGGCACGCUAGCAAGAAAGAGUCGUCCUCGCGCUCCUCGGAAUCCGGCUCGCGUUCAGCGGAGGCGGCGGAGGUGCUCGUAGCCAUCCCUGAUGUGAAGGAAUUUCUUGCCAAAGCCAAAGAAGAUUUUCUAAAGAAAUGGGAGAAUCCAGCACAGCAAACUGCCGGAUUGGACCACUUUGAGCGUAUCAAGACAUUAGGCACCGGCUCCUUUGGCAGAGUCAUGCUGGUCAAGCACAAAGAGUCAGGCCAGCAUUUUGCCAUGAAGAUACUUGACAAACAAAAGGUGGUAAAACUGAAGCAGAUUGAGCACACCCUGAAUGAGAAACGCAUCCUGCAGGCAGUGAACUUUCCCUUCCUUGUGCGACUAGAGCACUCUUUCAAGGACAACAGUAAUCUCUAUAUGAUAAUGGAGUAUGUGCCCGGAGGCGAAAUGUUCUCCCACUUGAGGAGAAUCGGUAGAUUCAGUGAACCACAUGCCCGCUUCUACGCAGCGCAGAUUGUACUGACCUUCGAGUACCUUCAUUCAUUGGAUCUAAUUUACAGAGAUCUAAAGCCAGAGAACCUGCUUAUCGAUCAUCAGGGUUACAUACAGGUUACGGACUUUGGCUUUGCAAAAAGAGUCAAAGGUCGAACCUGGACGCUUUGUGGGACUCCAGAGUAUCUGGCACCAGAGAUCAUUCUCAGUAAAGGCUACAAUAAAGCUGUGGACUGGUGGGCUCUCGGCGUACUCAUAUAUGAGAUGGCUGCUGGCUACCCGCCCUUCUUUGCAGACCAACCCAUCCAAAUAUAUGAGAAGAUUGUAUCAGGGAAGGUUCGCUUCCCCUCUCACUUCUGCUCGGACCUGAAGGACAUGUUAAGAAACCUUCUGCAGGUGGACCUGACGAAGCGCUUUGGCAACCUCAGGAAUGGUGUCAAUGACAUCAAGGGCCACAGGUGGUUCGCUACCACCGACUGGAUCGCCAUCUACCAGAGGAAGGUGGAGGCUCCCUUUAUCCCUAAAUGCAAAGGCCCCGGCGACACCAGCAACUUUGACGACUACGAUGAGGAAGAAAUCCGAGUGUCCAUCACAGAGAAGUGCUCGAAGGAGUUUGCUGAGUUCUAA
Nerophis lumbriciformis (worm pipefish) is the source of this 1128-nucleotide messenger RNA. NCBI's taxonomy places the organism in Eukaryota, Metazoa, Chordata, Actinopteri, Syngnathiformes, Syngnathidae. The record is from RefSeq and is a predicted model, not a curated record.